GACGAGAGCUCCAUCGGCUAGCUGGGGGGCUUAGAAUUUUAUUUUCGGUUUACAGCGCAAAAGAAGAGCAAUGAGGCCAGGACACGGAUGGGGACGGCGAAGCAGCGGCUCCAAUAAAAGGCAGCUACUCGCGGCCCGGCAGGGUCUCGGCGCCCCGCGAUCGGCGGACCCUCAGUGGCGAGCGCGGCCCGGGGCUCGGUAACCUCCUCCGCAGAGCCGGGGAGGGCCGGACCGAACGCGGGCGCGCGGGCGCAGCUUCCGGCGGGCCAAGAGCGCGGACCCUGCGUCCGGGGCGGGACUUCCGGCGAGGCGCGGAAGCGGCGGUAGUUGCUGGUGAAGUUGGGCAGCGGGCGGAUGCAGGCGGCGCGGCACGUCGUGUGCGCCCUGUCCGGCGGGGUGGACAGCGCCGUGGCCGCACUGCUGUUGAAGCGGAGAGGUUACCAGGUGACAGGGGUGUUUAUGAAGAACUGGGACUUGCUGGACGAACAUGGGGUCUGUGCUGCUGACAAAGACUGUGAAGACGCUUACAGAGUCUGCCAGAUCUUAGACCUCCCUUUCCGUCAAGUGUCCUACGUGAAGGAGUACUGGAAUGAUGUGUUCAGUGAUUUUCUGAAUGAGUAUGAAAAAGGAAGGACUCCCAAUCCUGACAUCAUUUGCAAUAAGCACAUCAAAUUCAGUUGCUUUUUUCGUUAUGCUGUGGAUAAUCUUGGGGCAGAUGCCAUUGCCACAGGUCACUAUGCGAGAACGUCACAGGAAGAUGGAGAGGUCUUUCAGCAGAAGCACAUCAAGAGGCCGGAAGGGCUUUUCAGAAAUCGGUUUGAAGUGAGAAACGCGGUAAAACUCCUCCAGGCAGCCGACAGCUUUAAAGACCAGACCUUCUUUCUCAGCCAGGUUUCCCAGGAUGCCCUGCGGAGAACCAUCUUCCCUCUGGGGGGAUUAACAAAAGAUUUUGUCAAGAAAAUCGCUGCUGAGAAUAGACUUCAUCACGUGCUUCAGAAGAAAGAGAGCAUGGGCAUGUGUUUCAUCGGGAAGAGAAAUUUUGAACAUUUCCUUCUUCAGUAUUUGCCAUCUCGACCUGGUCAGUUUAUUUCCAUAGAAGACCAUAAGGUUCUGGGAACACACAAAGGUUGGUUCCUGUAUACCUUGGGCCAGAGAGCAAACAUAGGUGGCCUGAGAGCGCCCUGGUACGUGGUGGAGAAGGACAGUGCCAAGGGUGAUGUGUUUGUGGCUCCCCGGUUAGACCACCCAGCCCUGUACAGGGACCUGCUGAGGACCAGCCGGGUGCACUGGAUCACGGAGGAGCCGCCUGCAGCACUGGUCCGGGACAAGAUGAUGGAGUGUCACUUCCGAUUCCGCCACCAGAUGGCACUAGUGCCCUGCGUGCUGACCCUUAAUCAAGAUGGCACCGUGUGGGUGACGGCCGUGCAGGCUGUGCAUGCCCUUGCCACAGGACAGUUUGCCGUGUUCUACAAGGGGGGCGAGUGCCUGGGCAGCGGGAAGAUCCUGCGGCUGGGGCCGUCUGCCUACACGCUUCAGAAGGGCCAGCGCCAAGCUGGGGUGCCCACCGAGAGCCCCAGUGACAGCCCAGAAGAGGGCCCAGACCUUCGUCCCUCACUCUGACAGAGAUGGAGCUGCUGGGAGGAGCCUGGAGAGCAGGGCCCUGGGCUGGGUGGCUAGUGAGUGGUCCAGGUCCCCAAGGCCCAGCUUGCUGCGGCCCAAAGUGAAGAACGCUGGGCUGGUCAAGGGUCUGCAAAGCCUGCAGGGGCCUGGCGAGCCCCAGGAAGAGCCUCACCUCCAGGCUGUAGCUCUGGCUGGCUGGUAGGGUGGCCUGAGGGCUUCCCACCUCAGCACAAUGAGGGGACCCUGUGGAGGGGGACGCAGGGACGGUGUGGAAUAAACAUUCUUUUAAGGACA
Messenger RNA from Callithrix jacchus (white-tufted-ear marmoset), 1914 nucleotides. It is a transcript of the gene TRMU, whose product is annotated as tRNA mitochondrial 2-thiouridylase. Lineage: Eukaryota; Metazoa; Chordata; Mammalia; Primates; Cebidae. The record is from RefSeq and is a predicted model, not a curated record. Gene Ontology annotation, biological process: tRNA wobble position uridine thiolation. Gene Ontology annotation, molecular function: sulfurtransferase activity. Gene Ontology annotation, cellular component: mitochondrion.